Hibiscus syriacus is the source of this 1384-nucleotide messenger RNA. RefSeq names its product zinc finger protein SHOOT GRAVITROPISM 5-like. The transcript is spliced from 4 exons. The record is from RefSeq and is a predicted model, not a curated record. Lineage: Eukaryota; Viridiplantae; Streptophyta; Magnoliopsida; Malvales; Malvaceae. Gene Ontology annotation, cellular component: nucleus. The coding region runs from base 36 to 1250 and encodes 404 amino acids. Gene Ontology annotation, molecular function: DNA-binding transcription factor activity.
CUCAGAUCAGAAGCAGCUUUGAGCUUUAAUUAUCCAUGUUGGCAAAUAAUUGUUCUUCAGUUCCUUCUUUGGAGCUAUUUACCAACAAUAAGAAGAAAAGAAGACCUGCAGGAACACCUGAUCCAGAUGCGGAGGUGGUUUCUCUGUCGCCUAAAAGACUGCUGGAAUCAGAUCGUUACAUAUGCGAGUUUUGCAACCAAGGAUUCCAACGGGACCAAAACCUGCAGAUGCACAGGCGGCGACACAAGGUUCCAUGGAAGCUUCUCAAGAGGGAGACCCCAGUGGCGAGGAAGAGGGUGUUCGUGUGCCCCGAGCCGAGUUGCCUGCACCACGACCCUUGCCAUGCUCUUGGCGAUCUGGUGGGGAUCAAGAAACACUUCAGGCGGAAGCACAGCAACCACAAGCAAUGGGUUUGCCAGAGAUGUUCCAAGGGCUAUGCUGUUCAGUCCGAUUACAAGGCCCAUCUUAAAACCUGUGGCACCCGAGGCCAUUCUUGUGACUGCGGCAGAGUUUUCUCCAGGGUUGAGAGCUUCAUUGAACAUCAAGAUGCUUGCCAAAUGAGUCGUGGCCAGCCAGAAUCACAUGCAUCACGACUGGCUUGCUUGUCGCGAACAGCUUCGAGCCUCAAUCCGUCCAGUGAUACAAAUUUCAGUACGGUUCCAUGGCCUAGUUUGGAGUUGGAAAAGACAAUAGGUACCAUGUUGUUGUUGAGCCCUACGAAAGAUAAUUCCCCUAAAACCCCGCAUCACCACAACUUGGAACUUCAACUCUUAACCACACCAAAUCCAACCGAGGUCUCGGUUUCCCCUAAAAACCAUGAUCAUCAUUCGAUCCAAUUACAGCUCUCGAUCGGCUCAUCCAAUAUCGGUUCGGAAAAGGAAGAAACAAAAGAGAAACCAGCGACGCGAGCAGUGCCGCAGCGGUUAAGGUUGGCGAUGGCGGAAAAGGCUUAUGCCGAAGAUGCGAGACAACAAGCGAAAAGGCAGAUGAAAUUAGCCGAGCAUGAGCUUGCCAGGGCAAUGAGAAUCAGGCAACAAUCACAAUCUGAAUUGGCAAAGGCUCAAUCUUUAAAGAAGCAUGCAGUAAAUCGAAUCAAAUCCACCAUUCUUCAAAUUACAUGCCAUGCCUGCAAGCAGCGGUGUCAAGCUGAGGAGAACUACCUUGUUGUGAGUUACAUUUCAUCAGCUAUAACCCAAGGUGAAGUUGAAAUUGAUAUCCGAACAAAUCUAACAAAGAACACUAACAUAUAAACCAAUAUAUAUAUAUAUAUAUACAAAAAAUGAUUGUUUUUUGGUAAGUGUUGUAUCCUGCAAUUUGUGUGAUGUAAUUUGUUCUUUAAUUUGGUUCAAUGGGGAGAUAAAAUGAUCGAGUUUGUUGAGCAUUU